Penicillium nucicola is the source of this 2604-nucleotide messenger RNA. Its product is annotated as beta-glucosidase. Bases 1 to 2604 code for a protein of 867 amino acids. The record is from RefSeq and is a predicted model, not a curated record. Gene Ontology annotation, molecular function: beta-glucosidase activity. Lineage: Eukaryota; Fungi; Ascomycota; Eurotiomycetes; Eurotiales; Aspergillaceae. The transcript is spliced from 3 exons. Gene Ontology annotation, biological process: glucan catabolic process.
AUGGCUCCUUGGGCGCAUCUAGCUCUAGUCACUCUUUUCACCCCGCUGCUAGCUUCCCCAGUUAGCGAGUCCGAGUCUAUAAACAACCAGAAACGCGCAGCAGAAGGAUAUGAAUCACCUCCGUACUAUCCCACUCCUCCGGGGGGAUGGAUCUCCGACUGGAGCGAAGCCUAUGAAAAGGCUUACAAGGUCGUGAGCAACAUGACCCUGGCCGAGAAAGUCAACAUGACUACCGGAACAGGCUUCUUCAUGGGCCCUUGUGUCGGUCAAACGGGUAGCGCGCCCCGAUUUGGUAUCCCGAAUAUCUGCCUGCAAGACUCUCCCGUGGGAAUUCGGAACUCGGACCAUAACACUGCCUUCCCGCCAGGUAUUACAGUGGGUGCGACCUUUAACAAGGACCUCAUGUAUGAACGUGGUGUCGGAUUGGGCGAAGAGGCUCGAGGGAAGGGCGUGAAUGUUCUUCUUGGGCCUGCUGUUGGUCCUCUUGGCCGCAAGCCGCGUGGUGGACGGAUUUGGGAGGCAUUUGGUGCCGAUCCUUCUCUGCAGGCUUUUGCAGGAGCUGAGACGAUCAAGGGCAUGCAGAGUACUGGUGCUAUUGCUGCUAUCAAGCAUUUCAUUGGUAAUGAGCAGGAGAUGCACCGUAUGAGCAGUAUUGUGACCAAGGGAUAUUCGUCCAAUAUUGAUGACCGCACAUUGCAUGAGCUUUAUCUUUGGCCUUUUGCGGAGGGUGUUCGUGCUGGCGUGGGCUCGCUCAUGACUGCUUAUAAUGAUGUGAACAGCUCGGCAUGUAGCCAGAACAGCAAGCUGCUAAACGGAAUCCUCAAGGAUGAGCUCGGCUUCCAAGGAUUUGUCAUGACAGACUGGCUGGGCCAUUACACCGGUGUGGGCUCCGCGCUUGCUGGGUUGGAUAUGGCCAUGCCUGGUGACGGUGCUGUUCCUCUCUUUGGUGACAGUUAUUGGGGACCCGAAAUGUCCCGCUCGGUGUUAAAUGGAAGCCUGCCUGUGGACCGUUUGAACGAUAUGGUCACUCGAAUUGUUGCAACUUGGUACAAGUUUGGCCAGGACAAGGACUAUCCAUUGCCUAAUUUCUCGACCAAUACUCAAGACAAAGAAGGCCUUCUUUAUCCAGGUGCUCUCUUCUCUCCCUCUGGAGUCGUCAACCAAUUUGUCGAUGUCACAGCAAACCACAAUGCCACAGUUCGAGCCGUGGCUCGCGAGGCCAUUACACUGUUAAAGAACGACAUGGAUAUACUUCCACUGACUCGCAAUGACAACCUGAAAGUCUUCGGUACCGAUGCUGGAGGGAACCCUGACGGUCUCAACUCGUGCACUGAUAUGGGAUGCAACAAGGGCGUUCUUACAAUGGGAUGGGGCAGUGGAACGGCCAGAUUUCCCUACCUCAUUACUCCACAAGAGGCGAUUGCCAAUUUGACUGACAAUGUGGAGUUUUAUAUCACCGACUCGUUUCCUUCAGAUGUGACAGCCAAUUCCAGUGACAUUGCUCUCGUCUUUAUCAAUGCUGAUUCUGGUGAGAACUAUAUUACUGUCGACGGAAAUCCUGGGGAUCGCACUAAUGCCGGCCUUAACGCUUGGCACAAUGGAGAUGACCUCGUUAAAGACGCAGCUAAGAAAUUCUCGAAUGUUGUGGUAAUCAUCCACACUGUCGGGCCGAUUCUCAUGGAGGAGUGGAUUGAACUGGACUCUGUGAAAGCGGUUGUCGUGGCCCAUUUACCAGGCCAAGAAGCAGGUAACUCUCUUACCGACGUCUUAUUUGGAGACUACAGUCCCAGUGGACACAUGCCUUACACGAUCCCAAAGAGCGAGGAUGACUAUCCAGACAGUGUCAGCUUGAUCGACCAGCCAUUUGGCCAAAUCCAAGACACCUUCACCGAGGGUCUCUACGUCGAUUACCGCCACUUCAUGAAAGCGAACGUGACACCCCGAUACCCCUUCGGCCACGGGCUCUCCUACACAACCUUCAACUUCUCCCAACCCUCCUUAUCAGUCGUCAUUCCCAUCGAUGCAGCCUAUCCAGCAGCUCGUCCAACGAAACCAUCCACUCCACAAUACAACACCAACAUUCCAGCCGCAUCAGAAGUAGCCUGGUCAUCGACUACGUUCACUCGCAUCUGGCGCUACCUCUACCCAUACCUUGACAACCCCCAGUCCAUCACCGCCACAAAGGAAUACCCCUACCCAGAUGGCUACAGCACAGAGCCACAUCCCGUUCCGCGCGCCGGCGGCGGCCAAGGUGGAAACCCGGCUCUCUUCGAAACAGUCUUCUCGGUCCAGGUCCAAGUCCAGAAUACAGGAAAGAGAACCGGCAAGGCUGUUGCCCAACUCUACGUUGAGCUCCCAUCUUCGAUUGGUCUCGAUACGCCUGAGCUCCAGCUUCGACAAUUCGAGAAGACUCGGGAACUUGCAUCUGGCGAUCACGAGACUUUGACGCUUCACGUUACUCGGAAGGAUGUUAGUGUUUGGGAUGUCAAUGCGCAAGAUUGGAUGGCUCCGGUCAAUGGACAGGGAAUAAAGCUUUGGGUUGGGAAUAGUGUUGCUGAUUUACCUGUUUUGUGUACUGUUGGUGGGGGCUGUUCGGCUGAGUAA